Toxotes jaculatrix (banded archerfish) is the source of this 4698-nucleotide messenger RNA. It is a transcript of the gene ahrra, whose product is annotated as aryl-hydrocarbon receptor repressor a. The record is from RefSeq and is a predicted model, not a curated record. The coding region runs from base 334 to 2421 and encodes 695 amino acids. Gene Ontology annotation, cellular component: nucleus; aryl hydrocarbon receptor complex. The transcript has 9 exons. Gene Ontology annotation, biological process: regulation of transcription by RNA polymerase II. Gene Ontology annotation, molecular function: protein dimerization activity; transcription cis-regulatory region binding; nuclear receptor activity. NCBI's taxonomy places the organism in Eukaryota, Metazoa, Chordata, Actinopteri, Toxotidae.
CGAAGAGCUCGACAUGUCAUUCAGAGGAAUCCGCCACCUGAAACGCGAGGAAGUGAAGGCGACUCAAUUGGGUAUAAAGCAUCAGCCAACAUCUGCCCCGAGCAGAGCAAAGCUGAUGAAAACAUCAGCUCGGAGCUCGUGCAGGACCUCUCCGCUUUAUUUUAUCUGCCGUGGAUUUAUCAUUUGGCUUCACCGAGUCGGUGCACCCUGGGAGACGCAUCUCUUUUCUGCACUUCAAGUGAAUGCGGCUCAGCGCCCAACAACACUAUACUGGAAUUAACUGACAUCCACACAGAUAAAGGCGCACCUGUUACCUCCACGGAGCGCAAGACCAUGAUCCCUCCGGGAGACUGCAUGUAUGCGGGCAGGAAGCGGAGGAAGCCCAUCCAGAAACAGAAGCCGUCCUCUGCCAGUGAGAAAACCAACCCGUCCAAGCGGCACCGGGACAGGCUGAAUGCUGAGCUGGACCGGCUGGCCAGCCUGCUGCCGUUCCCCCCAGAUGUCAUCUCCAAGCUGGACAAGCUGUCCGUGCUGCGCCUUGCAGUUUCCUACCUCCGCGUCAAAAGUUUCUUCCAAGCAACCCCAGAGAAGACGUCCAGGAAGCACAUCAUCAGCACAGCAUCCUCUAACCCUGAACCCAGGAAAGAGAGUCUUCCACCGGGAACCUCCGUCAAUGAAAGCAGCCUCCUCCUGGAAUCUCUGACAGGCUUUGCCUUGGUGGUGAGCGGUGAUGGAAUGGUGUUUUAUGCCUCUUCAACCAUUGUGGAUUAUCUGGGAUUUCAUCAGACUGACGUCAUGCACCAGAAUGUGUUUGACUACAUUCACAUAGACGACCGUCAGGAGUUCAGACGCCAGCUCCACUGGGCCAUGUGUCCUCCUCCGCAGCAGGGGACGUCGGCACACCAGGAUGGCCAUCUAGCUGCAGGGACUGGUGAGGAGUUUGUAGUGAGCAGCCAGUUUCACUCUCUGGAGGCAGGGGGAAUUCCUCCUGAGCUCUCCUGCUUCCUCAACAGAUGUUUCAUAGCCAGAGUCCGAUGCCUGUUGGACAGCACCUCUGGAUUCUUGACUAUGCAGUUCCAGGGUCGGCUGAAGUUCCUCCAUGGGCAGAAAAAGAAGUCGGCCUCUGGGGCUCUGAUGCCGCCACAGCUGGCUCUGUUCUGCAUAGCUGUACCCCUCCUACUGCCCUCCAUCACUGAGAUGAAAAUGAAGAACAUGUUAAUGCGGGGAAAGAACAAGGGAGGAGGAGGAGGAGGGAUUAUCUCUGCACUGGAGCAUGGUGAGCGAGGGGAACACCUCCGGAGACACUCCUUCAGUGGAGGAAUGGGUGACAUUGCAGACCCUCUCCUCCUCUCGUGUCCCACUCCUGGCGGUACCCAGCGAGGUCACCACACCCCCUGGACCCCGCUCUCCAAAGACAACCUCAAGUACCGCCCUGAUGGUUACUACAACCAGGAGGAGCCCCUCAACUACUGCAAGUCCUCCAUGGCUUCCCAUAAAGGUCUCAGCCCCGGCCUGGGUGGCGGCUGGCCCCUGCGGCCAAACUCAGGUCCCCUCAGAGGGGGCCAGGGUGUUGGCUACAUCCCCUCCAACCGCCUGAACAAGGCCGGUCAGUACGGGAAGCCAUACCGCGUUUCCCCGAGCUGCCACAGCAGCAGAGGUGGAGAGGUGUUUGUGUCUAAGCUCUACGGGAACACCCAGAUUCCCACAGACCCGGACGGCUUCUGCGUGGACCUGGUGAAGAGCGAGAACGGCUACGGAGAAUGCUACGAUGGCCAUCUGAUGCCCGAGAUGCCCCCCAUCAAGGUAGAGCACGACUCAGACUCCGAAAACGGUUGCGACGCCUACGGGCGACCCUGGGCUUGCCGCGACCCAGACGCCAUGGACCGUCGCUAUGGUAACGGGAUGUACGACCAGAGCUCCGGCCUGCAGCUCAAAUCAGAGGCAGAUUAUUAUGACCCGCAGUACUCGCCCUGUCAGCGAGGCAAAGCAGGCAUCAGCCCGCCGUACAACAACGGCAGCUAUCACAACUAUGCAGUCAACAACAGCGGGAAUAACACGGCACGUCUGUUGAAGUGCGACAAGGACCUGGGACACAACGACAACAGCCAGUUCAGUCCUCAGAGACUCUCCCACUCAGACUCUCUAUGCAGCAACCAAUCCGUCAACCUCAUGGACUCACACGUCUACCCACAGGACCCUCACAAGGCCUACAUGCACCCGGACUACAACAAGCACGGCACUUAUGAGUUCAAAGGUCACGGCCUGAUCCAUUCGAUCAAGCGGGAGCCCAUGGACUCCCCACCGUGGCCCGAGAGCGGCCAUGACAUAAAUCAGUCCAUGAUGGUUGGUCCAAGGAACGUUAUGCCGUGUGUGAUGAGCACAGGACACCACAAGUCCAGUCCCUACAUUUAUAUGCCGUAAGACUGACCGGAGCAUCACCCACACAUGCACACAACCGCAGGUAAUUACCUGCACACACACACACACACACACACAUAAACAAUCAGUGUGCAUUCUUGUGCUUUGUAUUAUUAUCGUUUUCAUACACAUGCACCAGCAUAACAAAAGGACAGUCUCUGAUUAUCAGGAUUCGGAGGAUGUCAAGCGCCUCUUCGUUUUGGUGAAGAGGUCACAAUCAAGGCUCAGGUUCUAGCGUUAGCGUCGUGACAAUCAGAAAUAAAGUUUUUAAUCCAGUUUGCGGAUGAUUUAGAUGAUUUUGUUUUUAAAGAAUACAUUUUGUAGUUGGUUCCAGGCACUUUUGGAUUUAGAGACAAUGAGACAAAUUAUGUCUAGAAACACCGUUUCAUUGUGUUUUAUAUGUUGUGCACACCAGGCUUUCGUGGGAGGAACAAAGAUUUUGCUGUAAAAAGAGACUUUUGUAAACUUUGUACACAGGAGAUGACUUAACACCUGCUACCAGGCUUAUUCAAGGGAGAAGGCUGAUACAUGAGAACAUGCUUAGGAGUCAGUGAUUACAACUUACAGCAUAAUCUGCCUCGAAGAUUUAAAGGAGCUUAUUGCUGGUUUUGCAUGUUUUAGUGCUUUAACGAUACAGGUGUUCUAAACUAUACCUGCUUUUUUCAUUACCACCUCCAGUGAUGUAUGAAUGGAAACUACUGGUUUCUAUGCAUUUGAGUUAUUAAAUCAACAUGCAAACACAGGAAACUGACUUGAAAUCCACUGCAGUAAAAAGAAAUGUUUGGUCAAAGUUACACAGUGGUUGCAAGAUUAUAUAUUUCACCAUCCACGCAUUGAAGGACAAAGAUAACUGAUACUGAGUGGCUGCUGAAAAACAGGUUGUAAUGCAUGACUCAGCAACAUUCACGUCAUUUUUUUCACAUCUGUGUUUGCGCUGAAUUCGAUUUUCCAGGAGCAUAGCUUACAAUGCAAUCCUUAUGUCAGAGCGUCCUUGAACACACCAUCAGGAAUGGGUUUAGAAACUGUCCCUGUUCUCUGCAGAGUCAUGGACAGUGAUGGAGAGUAAAUGCAGUUUGUAGUUCAUGGACCAAAACAUGUAAAACUCCUCAUAUGGCCAAAGCUUUAAGUAGAUUCACUACAUGUGUUCAUGAAACUAGGAACAGUGUGAUUACACAACCCUCAACCACAAACCUGUGGCUCCAGCCUGUGUCCUGCUGAAGUACCGCUGAGCAAGGCAGCGAAUUACAGCCGGGCCUACAGGCACCGCUCUGCGCUCGCUCCUCGGCUCUGACCUCGGUGUGGAAGGAAGAAACAGAAAAAUGAAAUUCAGAGCGCGCAGUAAAAAAAAAAAUUCAGGUUGUCAAAGGCAAAACUGAUUUCAAAGAAAGGCGCAUGUAACAUUUAACACUUGAAACGUGAGAACAACUCAAUUCAAAUCACAGCAGAACUGACCUUUGACCUGCGGAGCCUACGAUGAACCUGGACCUAAGAAAAACGUUCUGCACCAUGUUAAUUAUUUGUUUGGAAAAGUGUUUGACUGAAGUGAAGGAAAAGAGUCUUUAAAGGUUAAAAGGUUCGAUGCUCAUUCUUCUUUCAAUGCGCACAACGCUCUCACCAUUUUCAAACUCCGGUUGAAUGUACAAAUCAUUUCUGUCAUUUAAUGUCAAAGCUAAUGUUGUACAGCUUGGAUCAACGCUUCAGCUCGACGCAGCCUCUCGCUGCAGAUGCCGCACACUUCCUUUGAAACAAACGCACACGUCGUCUUUUCAGUCGGAAAACAUCAGACAUUUUCUUCACAAUCAGUGUUUUUUUGCACAAAUUCAUUAAAAGCACCAAAUUGAUUCGAUGUCAGUCUCGGUUCUGUGACGCUACUGUAGUAGUUCCUAAAUUGCACUACUGAGAGUAGUUGAGUUGAAGUUCAGCCUACACAGACAGGUUUUUAGUCGACACGCACAACUCUUCUCUAUGGUGUCACUGUUUUGAAUUUGUCCUUUUCUCUUUGUGUGUGUUCAUUUCAAUAAAUGUUUGAAUUCGUAUUUAUUGUAAGACGCAAACGUGUAUAAUUUAAAAACGACAGUUUUGAAGGCUUUUCUGUUCCACUGAGGUCAGUGAAUAUGGCUUUUUUCUUGCUCUUUUUUGAUAAUUGUUAAAAAGACUCAUGCUUGUCUCAUGGAGGAGGUAGCUGCAAGGUAGCGAACACAGUGUACAUAUGCAGUGUCUUCCAGUGUUUCUACGUGUUUUUGCAAAUGGAACUUAUCUAUUAAAAGACCUUUCUUUAUA